Molecule: messenger RNA, 1709 nt
Organism: Theobroma umbraticum
Lineage: Eukaryota; Viridiplantae; Streptophyta; Magnoliopsida; Malvales; Malvaceae
Biological process (GO): endoplasmic reticulum calcium ion homeostasis
Cellular component (GO): endoplasmic reticulum
Molecular function (GO): calcium ion binding
Source: RefSeq, a predicted model, not a curated record
AUGAACAAAGGCAAAUCCUUUUCUUUGUUCCACUGGCUUUUUCUCCUGUGUCUUUUCAUCACCCAUCUAUCUUUCUCUCAUGUCCUAGCUGAUUCCCACUUCGAAGGAUUUGAUGCCGAGGACGAUGACGCUGUCGACGAAGAACCCUUAGACCACCACGAGAUCCGACCGCCUCCUUUAACUCAGUCCGACUCACAUCCCACCCCAGAUCCCGAAACCCAGUUCAAUCCCGAUCCGAACCCGGUUCCCACUUCGGAUUCUCCGCCCCAAUCGGAUCUUCAGAAGCCAUCCACCACCACUUUCGAGUACUGGGAUGAGGAUGAAUUCGAGGGCUUACCUGUUGAACAACCGCCACCUGAACCUCCAAAAGUUACUGAAAAUGCCACUCCCGAUGAUGCAGAUCCAAAGACAACCUCGAAACCCCCAAAAACUGCUGUUUCGAAGAAGUCCUUUACGGUGGAGAUUAUUUGCGGGGCUUUCUUGAUUGCCUUUGUAAUCAACUACUUCACUGGUAAACGUGAAAACGAGAACCUUGCGUUGGCAUGGGCAGCGAAAUUUGCGACAAAAGGUUCAAUCUUUGAGAAAAAUUUCAGUCUUUUGGGUGUGGGAGAAGGGGAGGACUCGCCGUUACUGUUAAAAGAAGGGCAAACCGUGUUCAAAUUCUAUGCCAGUGGACGAAGAUACUGCCAGGGGUUGUUGGCAACGAUGGAGUUGAAGAGCAGGCACGAUUUGAUAUCGAGAUUGUUUAAUUUGGUGGUCCCGUGUAAGGAUGAGAUUAGUUUUGAGGUUUAUAUGAAUGAGGAAGCGAUGGACCAGGUGGUUUUCGCGGUGGCAAAGAAGAAGGCGGCAAAAGGGAUGCAAAAAGAGGUUAGAGAUUUGCAGAGGUUUGCUGGGUUGGUGGCGAAUCCUAGUGGAAGGAAAUGGGUGGCGGAGGAACUUUCGGUGAUCUCUGAAUCGAAGGAGGUUGCUGGGGAUUUGAUCACAGAGGCCGUACUUGAGCAGGUUUUUGGUGACAGAGCUUUUGAGAAAUACGGAAAGGAUUUCAUUUCGAUGCAUUUUUCAGACCAACAUCCUGGCACACACAAGAAGAUGCUCUUGUUCAAGUUUGGUCUCCCUGAUGCCAACCACAUGGCUGACAUGACUCGCUGGGUGGCUCUUGUACCAUACUACAUUGAUUUAAUUGGCCGAUUCAAGCUCAGCUCACAGGCUCGAUCAAAAACUGAAGCGGCUAGAGUGAAGGCUGCUCAAGAGGCAUACAAAGAACUUCAAAAUGCUAGGCAAGAAGCCUUGCAGAAAAAGAAGGCAGAGAGGAAAAAAAUGUUAGAGGAGGCUGAGGCAAAGCUCAGUGCAGAAGCAGUUCGCAAGAAAGAAGCAAAAGAUCGUGCUCGUCAGAUGAAGAAGGCAAUGCCAAGAAUGAAGAUGACCCGUGGGCAUUAGAUGUUUUCAUUUUUCUAUAGGCGCCCGGCUGGACUCUAUUAAUAUGGUGUUAUUGGCAUUUGCUGGUUUUUAGUUCCUUGGUUUCUACAUCCUCACAGCAAUGUAUUUUAGUUCUCAUUACGUUAGCUACUCUCCAACAUCACAACAUUGUGGGCUUUGAAUGUAGCCGAAGAUAGUGCUUCAGAAACUUGAUAAACUCUUCCUCCAUAGAUGACAUUUCGGCAUUGUUUGGAGCAAUUAUUAUCAAGGAAUGAUUUUGAUGUUCUUGAUUA